AUGGCAGAACCAACAAAGGUGUCUAUAUUGGGCAAGGAGAGUAUUGUUGCCGAGUAUGGCAUCUGGGGAACAUACAUCGUCCAAGACUUGCUCUCGAAUAUACCCUCGAGUACUUAUGUCCUCGUCACGGAUACCAACCUCGGGCCGAUAUAUCGUGCAUCCUUCUCCGAAACCUUCAGAGAUGCCGCUGCUUCAUUGUCGCCGGCCCCGCGUCUCCUAACCAAAGAAAUUGCGCCAGGCGAAAGCUCCAAGUCUCGUCAAACCAAGGCGGAUAUCGAGGAUUGGAUGCUCCAGAACCUAUGUAGUCGUGAUACAGUUAUCAUUGCGCUGGGUGGCGGUGUGAUAGGGGACCUUCUCGGUUUCGUGGCUUCCACGUACAUGCGCGGUAUCAGAUUCGUCCAGGUUCCUACGACAAUGUUGGCGAUGGUGGACUCAUCUAUCGGAGGAAAAACUGCCAUUGACACUCCUUUGGGAAAGAAUUUGAUUGGGGCAAUCUGGCAGCCCACUCGAAUCUACAUCGACAUCAACUUCAUUGAUACUCUCCCGGAAAGAGAGUUCAUCAACGGGAUGGCCGAAGUCAUCAAAACCGCAGCAAUUUCCGACGAAAGGGAAUUUGCAGCUUUGGAGCACAAUGCUGACGCGAUUUUGAAAGCUGCUCGUGGAAAGCCCGGAGUUGGACGAUUCGAUAAAGUCAGAGGCGUUCUGAAAGACCGCAUUGUGGCUUCCGUGCGUCACAAGGCAUACGUUGUCACAGCAGACGAGCGCGAAGGUGGAUUGCGCAAUCUCCUCAACUUGGGACAUUCGAUUGGUCAUGCGAUUGAGGCCAUUCUGGCACCUCAGGUCCUCCAUGGUGAAUGCGUUGCUAUCGGCAUGGUCAAGGAAUUGGAGCUUGCGAGAUACCUUGGUAUCCUCAAACCUGUCGCCGUAUCUCGAAUGGUUAAGUGUCUCACCAAGUAUGGUCUACCAACAUCCUUGAAAGAUUCGCGUGUAAGGAAACUCACAGCGGGUAAACGCUGCUCUUUGGAUCAGCUCAUGGCCAAUAUGGCUUUGGAUAAAAAGAAUGAUGGCCCCAAGAAGAAGGUUGUCCUGCUGUCGGCGAUUGGGCAAACUCACGAACCCAAAGCUAGUGUUGUCGCAAAUGAGGACAUCAAGGCAGUCUUAGCACCCAGCGUUGAAGUAAUUCCCGGUGUUCCCAAGUCGCUCAACGUCGUCUGUGCCCCUCCCGGUUCGAAGAGUAUCUCAAACAGAGCGCUUGUUCUUGCAGCCCUUGGAUCUGGAACAGUGCGAGUCAAGAACUUACUCCAUUCUGAUGACACAGAGGUUAUGCUCAACGCUUUGGAGCGCCUCGGUGCGGCAACUUUUGCGUGGGAAAGUGAAGGAGAGGUGCUGGUUGUCAAUGGUAACGGGGGCAAAUUGAAGGCGACUCCUGACCAGUUAUACUUGGGUAACGCCGGUACCGCCUCAAGAUUUCUCACAUCUGUUGCAACUCUCUCUGGCAAGGGAUCUGUGGAUUACAAUAUCCUCACUGGAAACAAUCGCAUGAAACAGAGACCCAUCGGCGACUUGGUCGAUGCUCUCACUGUCAAUGGUGCUUCAAUUGAGUAUUUGGAGAAAGCUGGUAGUUUGCCAUUGAAAAUCGCUGCUUCGGGUGGAUUCAAAGGCGGUCGUAUCAAUCUUGCUGCAAAGGUUUCUUCUCAAUAUGUGUCAUCACUGUUGAUGUGCGCUCCGUAUGCCAAAGAGCCCGUCACCUUGAAAUUGGUGGGAGGCAAGCCUAUCUCACAGCCAUAUAUUGAUAUGACGACAGCCAUGAUGCGAUCCUUCGGCAUUGAUGUGAAGAAAUCGACAACCGAGGAGUAUACUUAUCACAUUCCGCAAGGGUCCUACAGCAAUCCUGCUGAGUACGUUAUAGAAAGUGAUGCUAGUUCUGCAACCUACCCUUUGGCAAUUGCUGCAGUUACCGGCACGACGUGUACAGUGCCAAACAUUGGCUCUUCGAGUUUGCAAGGUGAUGCUCGCUUUGCGGUGGAAGUACUGCGACCGAUGGGCUGCAAGGUCGAGCAAACUGCCACUUCGACUACAGUUACGGGUCCAGCAGAUGGUGUACUACGUCCUCUACCAAGCAUCAACAUGGAACCGAUGACAGAUGCAUUCUUAGGUGCUUCAGUAUUGGCCGCAAUCGCGCAAGGUGAGGGAUCCAACCAUACAACCAAUAUCUAUGGUAUUGCGAAUCAGAGAGUCAAAGAGUGCAAUCGAAUCGAAGCUAUGAGGGUGGAACUGGCAAAAUUUGGGGUCGUAUGCCGCGAACACCCUGAUGGUCUCGAAAUCGAUGGUAUUGAUCGAUCUACUCUUCGACACCCUGCUGGGGGCGUCUUCUGCUACGAUGAUCACCGUGUCGCAUUCAGCUUCAGUAUACUCUCGCUGGUGGCCCCCACGCCCACACUCAUUCUUGAGAAGGAAUGCGUUGGCAAAACAUGGCCAACAUACUGGGAUGCACUCAAGCAGAAGUUUGGAGUGUCUCUCGAAGGCAAGGAGCUUUCUGAGAAUGAAGUUGCUUUACAUGCGCAAGCUGACCGGUCCUCGGCAUCCAUCGUCAUCAUUGGUAUGCGUGGUGCUGGGAAGACCACAACUGGCCGCUGGGCAGCGAAAAUACUUGACCGCCCUUUCAUCGAUCUUGAUAUCGAACUCGAGCAGGUAGAGGGCAUGACAAUUCCAGAAAUCAUCAAGGAGCGUGGCUGGCAAGGAUUCCGCGACGCUGAGCUGUCAGUCUUUAGACGCGCUCUUUCCGAGCGACCUACAGGUUAUGUCUUUGCCUGCGGUGGCGGAAUUGUUGAGAUACCUGAAGCAAGAAAAAUUCUUAUCGACUACCAUAAGACGAAAGGAAAUGUUCUUUUGGUUAUGCGAGAUAUCAACCGAGUCAUGGAGUUCCUCAGCGUUGACAAAAUGAGACCAGCUUAUAUCGAAGACAUGAUGAGUGUUUGGCUACGACGGAAACCUUGGUUUUUGGAAUGCAGCAAUAUCCAGUACUACAGUAGGCAUAGCACUACACCAGAGCUUGCCUUUGCCAUUGAAGGCUUCGAUCGAUUCAUUCAGUUUGCAUCUGGUAAGGUUAACCACUUAGCAGAGAUCAGGAAGAAAGCUAUAAGUACUUUUGUGUCCCUUACAUUACCGGAUUUACGCAACACUGGUGAUCUACUACGCACAGUCUCCUCGGGCUCAGACGCGGUGGAGUUGCGUGUCGACCUAUUAGAGGACCCGUCAUCGGAUAGUGUCAUUCCUUCGGUCCAGUACGUGCAAGAGCAGCUCUCUUUCUAUCGCAGUCGAGUUUCUCUUCCUAUUGUAUUCACGAUACGCACUGCCAGUCAGGGAGGAAACUUCCCUGAUGAUGCUCACGACGCUGCACUCGAGUUGAUCAUGCUCGCUAUUCGCAGUGGGUGUGAAUUUGUGGACCUUGAGAUUACUUUCCCGGAAGAGCUACUACAAAAAAUCACUGAAAUGAAAGCCCACUCUAAGAUCAUUGCAUCUCACCAUGAUCCACAGGGCAAGCUGAACUGGUCUGAUGGAUCCUGGGUCCAGUAUUACAACAAGGCCCUACAGUACGGAGAUAUCAUCAAGCUAGUUGGAGUGGCAAAGUCGCUCAAGGAUAACACUGCGCUGAGAGAGUUCAAGGACUGGGCUGAGCAUGCGCACGAUGUUCCUGUCAUCGCUAUCAACAUGGGUGACAAGGGACAGCUGAGUCGCAUGCUGAACGGCUUUAUGACACCUGUCUCUCACCCUAGUCUUCCUUUCAAGGCGGCUCCAGGGCAGCUAUCGGCUGCUGAAAUUCGCAAAGGUUUGUCGAUCAUGGGAGAAAUCACGGCCAAGAAAUUUGCGAUAUUCGGCAAACCAAUCUCUGCUUCUCGCUCUCCAGCUUUACAUAAUACACUCUUCGAACAAGCUGGGUUGCCGCAUGUGUACACACGUCUUGAGACCGACCAUGCUCAGGAUGUCAAGGAAUUCAUUCGGUCACCGGACUUUGGAGGCGCGUCCGUGACGAUUCCCCUCAAGCUAGAUAUCAUCCCGCUUAUUGACGAAGUGCUGAACGAAGCUGAGAUCAUCGGGGCAGUCAACACGAUCGUCCCUGUCGAGGGAAGCGACGGUAGCGUUCGCCUGGUUGGACGCAACACCGACUGGCAAGGAAUUGCCCGCUGUCUACGUGACGCCGGCGCAUUUAGUGAAGAGGCCGGGUCUAGUGCUCUUGUCGUCGGUGGAGGCGGCACUGCUCGAGCGGCAAUCUACGCCUUGCACCAGAUGGGCUUCGCCCCGAUCUACGUGCUAGGAAGGUCUCCCGAGAAAAUCCAGAACAUGACGUCCACCUUCCCAACUGCAUACGAUAUCCGCGUCUUGGAAGAUGCCGGGGAGUUAGAAAAAGUUCCUCGCGUGGCAGUGGGCACCAUCCCCGGUGACAGACCGAUUGAAACUAAUAUGGCCGAAUCCCUCAGCGCUAUCUUCAAGCGCAGUCAGGCCACUUCCGCUCAAGGCAACAUCCUGUUGGAGAUGGCAUACAAACCAUCGGUGACUCCGCUGAUGCAGCUGGCAUCUGAGUCGGGAUGGACAACUAUUCCAGGUCUGGAAGCCCUUGUUGGUCAGGGAGUGUACCAGUUCGAGCACUGGACCGGGAUUACACCGGUGUACGAAGUUGCGAGGAAUGCUGUAUUGGGCACGUAUGAGGCCAAGUGA
Messenger RNA from Talaromyces atroroseus, 4716 nucleotides. RefSeq names its product Pentafunctional AROM polypeptide 2. The transcript is spliced from 2 exons. NCBI's taxonomy places the organism in Eukaryota, Fungi, Ascomycota, Eurotiomycetes, Eurotiales, Trichocomaceae. Gene Ontology annotation, biological process: chorismate biosynthetic process; aromatic amino acid biosynthetic process. The coding region runs from base 1 to 4716 and encodes 1571 amino acids. Gene Ontology annotation, cellular component: cytoplasm. Gene Ontology annotation, molecular function: shikimate 3-dehydrogenase (NADP+) activity; 3-dehydroquinate dehydratase activity; 3-phosphoshikimate 1-carboxyvinyltransferase activity. The record is from RefSeq and is a predicted model, not a curated record.